AUGGAACAUGAUGAUGAAUGCAUAACGGGGCUAUGUCUUGGACUGGGAAUGGGAGGGCAUGUGCCAAAAAAGGAGAAGCAGAAAGUGAAUAAGCCUAUGGCUCCCCUAGCGUUUGAGCUUUGUCCAAAAAGGGAAGCCAUGAACGUGAAUAAUAACGAGGAAGACAGAUUCAAUUUGGAGAGAAUCCAUGAGGGACACCACUACCUCAAUGCAAACAGCACUGAUUCUGAUAACACCAACAAUAUUAACGGUUGCAGAAAGAAACUGAGGCUUACAAAGGAACAAUCAGCCAUGCUUGAAAACAGCUUCAAGUUCCAUAGCACUCUUAAUCAAACCCAGAAACAAACACUUGCUAACCAAUUGAAUUUAAAGACUCGACAAAUUGAAGUUUGGUUUCAAAACAGAAGAGCAAGGACCAAGCUGAAGCAAACAGAGGUGGAUUGCGAGUUGUUGAAAAAACACUGUAAAAAUCUAAGCGAUGAGAACAGAGGGUUGAAGAAGGAAUUGCAGGAACUACGUGCACUUAAAGUUGGAACAUCGCCCUUAUACAUUCAACUUUCCAAAACGGCAACUAUGACUAUAUGUUCUUCAUGCGAGAAACUAAAGAAGCUCAAUUAAGGAAAGAACAAUGUUGGCAUCUCAGAUGUUAUCCGAAACAACAGCCACAAAUUACAGAGCAGCAUAGAGUUAAUUA
Messenger RNA from Gastrolobium bilobum, 694 nucleotides. Its product is annotated as homeobox-leucine zipper protein HOX17-like. Lineage: Eukaryota; Viridiplantae; Streptophyta; Magnoliopsida; Fabales; Fabaceae. Gene Ontology annotation, molecular function: sequence-specific DNA binding; DNA-binding transcription factor activity, RNA polymerase II-specific. Gene Ontology annotation, biological process: regulation of DNA-templated transcription. The record is from RefSeq and is a predicted model, not a curated record. Bases 1 to 618 code for a protein of 205 amino acids. The transcript is spliced from 3 exons.